Eurytemora carolleeae is the source of this 2233-nucleotide messenger RNA. Its product is annotated as S-adenosyl-L-methionine-dependent tRNA 4-demethylwyosine synthase. The transcript has 21 exons. Gene Ontology annotation, biological process: wybutosine biosynthetic process. Gene Ontology annotation, molecular function: FMN binding; 4 iron, 4 sulfur cluster binding; catalytic activity. NCBI's taxonomy places the organism in Eukaryota, Metazoa, Arthropoda, Copepoda, Calanoida, Temoridae. The record is from RefSeq and is a predicted model, not a curated record. The coding region runs from base 32 to 2194 and encodes 720 amino acids.
UAACAAUCAGUUUAAUGUUUCAGAUUCUAAAAUGUUAGAAUUCUUGGGGACGAUAUGGAGUUAUGUAGACCCUAACAAUACAGGAUCUAAUCUACUCCAUUUCUUUAAAGGGUCCUUUGCCUCGACAUUCCUCGUCGGACUUUUUGUAUUUAUUCUUGUCCAGAAAUAUCUAGAAAGUCGUCAAGAUAAUAAGACUCCCGAGGAUAACUAUUUCGCCGAGAAAGAAAUCCGCGAAAAAGUUCAAAAUGCGCCAAAGAACGACACAGAUGGAUGCCAAAGUGGUGGCGGCAGCUGUUGCCAGGGCACCGGUGAUGGUAAAUGUAGUAAAUCCACGAAAGCUGUUGGAUUACCUGAUAAAGUUGUAGUUCUGUACGGUACUACAACUGGUAAUUCUAGAAAGUUCGCUGAACAGUUGACAGAGAAACUUAAUGGAAAAGGGGUAACUACUACACCUGUGAUACACCAAGACUGUGCGCAGUACAGUACAAUGAUUGAGGAAGACUUCAAAAAGCUGGCAGCAGAGGGAGCUCUUGUGAUUAUUCUGAUAUCCACGUAUACGGACGGAACCCCUCCUGAGUCAAGUUCCUGGUUCUACACCUGGUUUAAGGAUUAUGCUCAUGAUUUUAGAGUCAACAGAUCAGUAUUUAAAGAUUUGAAGUUUUGCAUAUUUGGGCUUGGAAACUCUCUUUACGCAGAGAAUUUCAAUAGUGUAGCAAAGGAUUUGGAUUCAUUUAUGCACCUGCUGUCAGCACAAAGGUUUCUUCCCUUGUGUCUCGGAGAUGAAAACGUGCUUGAGAGUAAGAAUGGAAGUAUUGAGAAGGAUUUUCAGAGCUGGAGCGAAGAGGUUGAGAACAAGAUAUCGAGGUCUAUGAUUGAACCUAGCACUGACCUCUCACCCGAGGUAUCAGACGAGGACAGUAUUUCAGCCUCGGAGGGUGAGGAGGAGGAUGAGGACGAGGAUGCAGAUGAUGGAUUGGUUGAUCUAGAGGAUCUGGGGAAGGUUAUGAAGAAAAGAAAGAACCCUGAAUCUGUUGGUCAGCCAAAGGAGAUGGUAACAGAUCAACUACGUAAGAGUUUAACUAAACAAGGAUAUAAGAUUAUUGGAUCUCACUCAGGAGUUAAACUUUGCAGAUGGACCAAGGCAAUGUUGCGAGGUAGAGGAGGAUGUUAUAAACAUACUUUCUAUGGUAUUGAGUCUCAUCGUUGUAUGGAAACUACUCCUAGCCUAGCAUGUGCAAAUAAAUGCGUAUUCUGUUGGAGACAUCACUCCAACCCUGUUGGAACAGAAUGGAGGUGGAAGAUGGAUGAUGCAGAGAUGAUCUUGAAUGGAGCACUGGAGAAUCAUUAUAAGAUGAUUAAUGAGUUUAAAGGAGUGCCUGGUGUACUUCCGGAGAAAUUAGCUGAAGGGAUGCAGGCCAAGCAUUGUGCUCUCUCUCUAGUCGGUGAACCAAUCAUGUAUCCAGAAAUUAACAAAUUUGUCACCUUGCUCCAUAGUAAGGGAAUCUCAUCUUUCUUAGUAACCAAUGCCCAGUUCCCUGAUGCAAUCAGGGAUAUGUCACCCUGUACUCAGCUCUACGUUUCAAUUGAUGCAUCAACUAAGGAUUCUCUGAAAAAGAUUGAUCGUCCUCUCUUCAAAGAUUUCUGGGAAAGGUUUAUGAUGAGCUUAAAGGAAUUAGAUAAAAAAGGACAGAGAACAGUCUACAGGCUGACACUGGUGAAAGGAUGGAAUGCUGAGGAGAUGGAUAACUACGCUGCUCUGGUGAAACUAGGAAACCCGGAUUUUAUUGAAAUUAAAGGAGUUACUUUCUGCGGGGAUUCCAAAGCUUCAAGUUUAACUAUGGAGAAUGUUCCUUGGCACGAAGAAGUUGUCAAGUUCGUUCAAGAACUAGUUGAUAGAUUACCUGAUUAUGAGAUAUCCUGUGAGCAUGAGCACUCUAACUGUGUCCUUGUCUCUCAUAAGAGGUUUAAAGUUGAUGGCAAGUGGAAUACAUGGAUUAAUUAUGACAGGUUUCAUGAGUUAGUUCAGAGAUAUUACGCGUCUAACGGUCAGGAAUCCUUCACAGGCAAAGACUACAUGCAGGAGACCCCGAACUGGGCUGUUUAUGGCAGUAAUGAGAGAGGAUUCGAUCCUGCAGAGAAAAGAUGGAAGCGGAAAGGCAAGGUUGAAGUGAAUGUGGAUGGUGGCUGUGGUUAAAAAUGUGAAAAUUUGUGAUGAAAUGUAAAUUUUUUCAGA